Closterium sp. NIES-65 is the source of this 1320-nucleotide messenger RNA. Lineage: Eukaryota; Viridiplantae; Streptophyta; Zygnematophyceae; Desmidiales; Closteriaceae. The record is from the annotation of a GenBank genome assembly.
AUGGGGAUCAAGGCUAGCUGGAAGAAGACAGGUGUUACCAUCGCGUCUGACAUGAUGACAGACAAGUGUGGCAGGCUGCAGGCGAAUGUCCUCCUCGUCAACGACGCGGGCGCUGUCCUGAAGGAGUGUGUGGACUGCAACAUGGAGAAGAAAACAGGGGGGUACAUCGCGGGGAUACUGAAACCCGUUGUGGAGGAAGUCGGACCCGAGAACGUCGUCGCGUUCUGUAUGGACGGGGGUUCCAACUACGCGUCAGCGUGCCGGAAGCUGAUUAAGAUGUGGCCCCACAUUCAACAGGUUCCAUGUGCCACCCACGUCAUGGACCUGAUGAUGGAGGACGUGGGAAAAAUGGGGUGGGCAAAAAAGAUGGUCGUCAGUGACGAGUGGAAGGUGUGGGCUGCUGGAUCGCGCAAGGAGGUUGCAGAGAAGUUCGCCGCGCAGGUACUCGACACGGCGUGGUGGAAAACUGCCGAGUUUUUCACCAAGCUGAUGCAGCUCCCUUUCAAGGCGAUGCGCAUGACUGACGGGGAGGCAAAAGGGAUGAUGGGCAGGAUCUAUGACGUGAUGCUUCAACUCACGGAGGACGUUGAGGCUCUCGUGGACGCGGAUGAGGAGCAGUUGUGCAUCAGCGAUAAGAAGCAGAUCUGCCGCAUCCUCAAAGACCGGUGGGACGAGAGCCUCGCGUGCGCCAUGCACGUGGCAGGCCGCAUCCUCAACCCCGCGAACCAGGAAGAGGACAUUUUUGGCGGCGACGCCGAAUGCACGCGUGUCUUCAAGGCGUUUCUUCACCAGCAUGCGGGGUUCCUCGUCGGCCACGACGGGAAGGGGAGGGAUGCGGCCUGCGAUUACUUGGUUGAGCUGGGGGACGGGCUGAGGGAUUUCCUGGACAUGAAGGGUAGUUUCGGGAUGGCAGAGGCUGUGGCACAAAGGGAGAUGGUGAAGGCGGGAAAAUACAGCAUGGUGAAGUGGUGGCAGUGGAACGGAACAGAUGCCCCUCGCCUUGCGUCCCUCGCCAUCCGGAUUCUCUCGCAGCCCGUCUCGGUUUCACCCUGUGAGCGUGGCUGGUCAUCGUGGGAGUCCGUCCACACUGCCCGCAGGAACCGCUUAGGAUCCGCCAAGUGUGCGGAUUUGGUGUUUGUUGCGCACAACUGGAACGUUGUGCGCAACUGGCACACGCGCAAGGAUGUGAUGCCGAAUGUUGUGUGUGGGAAUGAGUCGGAGCACCCCAUCCCCGAAGGUUACAAUGUGCUGGAUGAGCAGGAGGAGGAGGAGGAGGAGGGUGAGGAUGAGGACGCUAUCUUGGAGGACGAGUAUGAGUAG